AUGAUGCAGGACCUGGACGAGUUCGAAGUGGGCGGCCCAUUGACCUGGGCCGAUCCUCUGGAUGACAGUGAGGUCACCGUCUUCAACGUGUAUUUGGCCGAGAGUCGAGAUGGUGGGAGCUCUCAGAUGCAGAUUUUCCUGGGAUAUGCUGGCGUGAACCGCUCCUAUUUGGGAAACGUCUCAGUGGGCAGCAAUCGCUUUGACGUCCCGGCCGAUACGGCGCUGGAAAGCUUCACUCACCUGGUGAUCUUCGCGGAGUCCAGCCUGGUGGAACAGACCACCCCCGCCGCGGUGCGUAGCUGGACGCGGAUGGGGUGUAUCAUCGAGACGGUCGCCAGCGUUUCUGCCUUGACGUUUGUGGAUUUGGAUCUGGAUCCGGUGGAGUUGGGAGGCUAUGUCACGUGGUCACCAGCUAGCUCGCCCCUGGUGGAGUCCUACAACGUCUAUUUGGCCAGUGAUGCCGUUGGUGGCAGCAGAACACUGGCAGCAGGCGGCUCGAUUCCGGUGGGAAGAAAUCAUGCAAUGCUGCCAGCAGAUGCUUGGCGGGUCAAACCGCUGGAUUUGGAGGAAAUUGAACACAUGGUCGAUACGGCGACGAUUAUUGAGCUGGUGCGGAUUGCCCAAAUCAGUGACGAGUUCGAUACCUUUUGUUUGGUCUACACCGUCUCGCAGCUGGCGGAGCAGACCACUCCUCUGGCCACGCUGUUGAGUGAUUCCUUCGGAUUGGUGGAGAACAUGUCCUUCAUGGAUCUGGACUUGGAUGAAGCGGAUCUGGGUGGAAACCUCACCUGGGAAGCACCUUCUGCCAUCGCGAACCUGGUGACUGGCUACAGCGUGUGGUUCGCCCAAGUGCCAUGUCAGGGCUGCUGGAGUUUGUCCGUGGAGAACACCUCCGACACAGUGGUGGAGGUGGCACCUGAGACGCCCUUGCUGAACUGGACACACUUCUUGGUUUAUGCUCGUUCCAGCUUCGUAGAGCAGAGCACUCCGGCGCUGCAUGGCAUCGUGGACGGCAUCGCCAGUGUGUCGCAGAUCAGCUUCGUGGACAAAGACUUGGAAGCGCAGGAGAUCGGCGGCCUGUUGCAAUGGACGGCCCCCAACGGAGAUCUGGACCGGGUGGUGAGCUAUGACAUCUAUUUGAGUAGAUCUGCCACCGGAGAACAGCGUUCCAGCGUGGCAGAUGUGGAGGUUCCAGCCACCAGCAGGCUGAUUCCACCGGAGACAGCGACACAUGGUGAUGGCUUUCUCACCAUCUACACGCGCUCGAUUCUGGUGGAGCAAACGACACCCGUUGCCUUCGAAAUCUCUGACGCCAUUUCGGUCAUUGGCAACAUCAGCUUUGACGACUUCGAUUUGGACCAGCAGGACCUGGGCGGAAAUCUCUCCUGGAUCGAACCCAGCGAUCUGUCGCAGGUGGAACAUUACAACAUCUACUUCGCGACCAGGUGUGACUCAUCAGAUGGCGAUGUGUCGGACGUCUCGGAUGCGUCUCUUCGCACUGAUGUGCCAUACUGUGACCGCAGUUUCUUCGGCACAACGCCUCUAGGCGUCAGUGAUAGCAUCAUUCCACCCGAGACGCCCUUGGGUCACUUGGAUGCAACCGAUGGAGAGUGGAGUUGGGUUUCCAGGUCGUUGGCCCCAGAUCUUGCUGGUUGUUGGCCCCUGUUUCUGGGCCGAGACAACUUCACUCACCUGCUGAUCUAUGCGAACAGUUCCUUAGCCGAGCAGACCAUCCCCACGGUUCAUGAGAUCUUUGACAUGAGCGCCAGCGUCUCAUUGAUUGUUUUCGUUGACAAAGAUCUGGAUGAGUUGCAGUUGGGUGGUCAGAUCACAUGGCAAGCCCCAGCAGAUCAGAGUCGACUGCAGGACUACGUGGUGAGUCUCUCCCCGGAUCCCUUGGGCACGACACUUCGCUACAACCUUGGCGUGACGCCAAACGAAGUGUUGGACCUGGCGGCAGAAACCUCUUUGGUGGACUACAUCCUGGACUCCCGUGGCUCUGGAGCUGGUGGACUCGAUCGCUUCGGUGACAUGACGACGUUUCGCCACGUUGGUGAGCUGGAGAACUGGGUCUCCAAUGUCACCUUCGAUGACUUCGACUUGGACGAGUCGGACCUGGGGGGUGAUCUGCUGUGGUCUCCGGCGAGGACCGUUGGAAGUCAAGAAGUGGCAAAGUACGUGGUCUAUUUGGCGACGAUGCCAGGGGAUCCUAAUUGUGAGAAUGUGGUGGCAGAGUGGUGUCUGCGUUCCUACUUCGCAGAGGCCGUCUCUGAGAAUGUCACCGUUCCUCCCGAGACCAGCUUGGAGAAUUUCACCCAUUGGUUGAUCUUCACCCAUUCCAGCCUGGUGGAACAAAGCACGCCGACGCCGCAUCGAAUCUUCGACGCCGCCUCCAGCGUCUCAGGAAUCCAAUUCACAGACAAAGACCUGGACAUCCUGGAGCUUGGUGGCACAGUGUCAUGGACGGAGCCUGCCUAUGCUGAACGCGUAUCAAAGUACAACCUAUACCUCUCAGUGGAUCCAGCAGGCCUCGGGCGCCAGCAGCUGUCCACGGCUCUGGUGCCGACGCUGACCUUGGACGUGGGGCCGGAGCUGCCCAGCGCGGGCUUCGAGUUCAUGACGGUCUACACUGAGUCGAAGCUUGUGGAGCAAACCACACCUGUGGCCCUGCAAUUUCAGGAUCGCGAAUCUGUGGCGACGAAUCUCAGCUUCCCGGACUUCGACCUGGACUACGACGAUGUGGGCGGCACGCUACAGUGGGAUGCACCGCAAGAGACCUCCCAGGUCACCCACUAUGUGAUCUACAUGGUGGCGGUCCCUUCAGCCCCUGAAGACUUGAACUUGGUCAGCGAUUGCGAGGCCAUGAUCACCGAAGAAUCAGAGGUCUUCUAUAACUGGUCCCUACCGGGCUUCUCUGUGGUGGGCGCCUACACCCAAAACAUCUCGACGAUCUGUAACAGGUCUUUCUACACCAUGGUUCCAGUGGGAACUGAGAUGAUCGACGUACCACAGAACCUCACUUUGUCGCCCUACACCCACUGGGCAGUCUAUACCAAGUCCUCUCUGGUGGAACAAUCGACACCAGCGUCCCUGCUGAUCUAUGACUACGUGGCGAAUGUGUCGAACAUCACAUUCCAAGGCGCGCCUUCCGCGCGGAGCAAAGGGACUGAAGGGACCGAAGGUCUGGACUUAGACUUGGCGCAUUUGGGGGGUCACCUGCAGUGGCUAGAGCCUGCGUUGCCGCAGCGCGUCUACAGCUACGUGGUCUACCUGGCCGAGUCCGCCAUGGGGGACCAGCGGUCGCAAGUGGGGAACGAGGUGAUUGUUGGACGGCAUCAGUUGCUGGUUCCGGCAGAGACAAGAAGAGAGUCCUACACCCACUUUGUGGUUUACUCCAAGUCCACCCUGGCUGAACAGACGACCCCUUCGUCGCUGUCCUUUCUGGACGAAGUCUCGCUGGCGGGCAACGUGUCCUUCGUGGACGACGACUUGGACCGCUACGAGAUUGGUGGUGAUUUGGUGUGGCUUCAGCCCGAAGACGAUAGCGAAGUGACGGACUACCUGGUUUACUUAGCCCAGGAUCGCUACGGCCGCAAUCGCAGCUUCCUGGGCAACGUCUCGCAGGGUGUGCACCUCUUCAAAGUGCCUGCGGAUACGCAGCUCCUGGCCUUCAGCCACUUGUGCGUUUUUGCCAGGUCAGUCUUGGUGGAGUCCACUACUCCAAGCUCAGUCCUGGUGGUGGAUUUCAGCUCCAGCAUCAGCUCCUUACACUUCACGGAUUUGGACCUGGACCCGCUGGAGCUCGGGGGCGUCAUCGCAUGGAACGAACCGGGGAACAUCGAACGUGUCAUCAGUUACAAUGUCUACCUGGCAUCCGAUGCCUAUGGCGCUGGACGUGAGCAGGUGGGCGAAGUGCUGCAGGGAAGCCAAUGCGCGCAGCCACUGCGCGCAGAGACGGCGAUGGAAGAGUUCACACACCUGGCAGUCUACAGUCGCUCCAGUUUGGCAGAGCAAAGCACACCUGUCGCGUUGAGCAUCGUUGACAACAUCGCACAAGUCUCGGACAUCGUUUUCCCGGACUUCGAUCUGGACGAAACGGACCUUGGUGGUGUGUUGGAGUGGCGAGAGCCGGCAGACGUGGCGCAGGUCACGCACUAUGACGUCUACAUGAUUGAAGUGUUCGAGCCAGGCAACUGCACCUUCCGCAAUGGUAGCUCCAUGGAUGGCAGUUGCGAUCGCUUGGCGAUGGGCAGUUCCAUGGUGGGUGUGGCCAACUUGACCAUCCCAGUGGACACGGCCCUGCAGAACUACUCCCACUUCGCAGUCUUCACCCGCUCCAGCCUGGUGGAACAGACCACUCCCAGCAUGCAUUUGAUCUAUGAUAUGGUGACCAGUGUUUCGGACAUCAGGUUCACGGACCAGGACUUGGACGAUGAGGAGCUCGGAGGACGAAUUCACUGGGCACAUCCCCCCUUGAUGCAACGGGUCUACACCUAUCGUUUGUACCUAACCCAGUGGGACGGCGGAGCUCGGUCGCUGAUCAGCGAACUGCCCAAGGGCGUCAACUUGGAGGAUCUGCCGCCGGAGACGCCGACCAUGCCGUUGUUGGCCAUCUACACCACCUCCACCUUGACGGAGCAAAGCACCCCAGUGACAUUGACCGUGGAGGACAAGUUCGCGCCAGUCUCCAACGUCUCCUUCCCCGACUUCGACCUGGACGAGACCGACCUGGGCGGUAUCCUGACCUGGUCGCCACCGCAGGAUGAGAGCCAGGUGGAACGCUAUAUGAUCUACAUGGCCAUGUUCACGCAGAAUGCUUCCGAAUGUCCUAUGUCCUCUGAUGGUGCCAGCUAUGUGGCCGUGAUUACAGGCUCCAUGGUGAUCGCGCUCAGUGGCGCCACCGCCUCGCAGGUGGCCGACGCCGUGCAGGCUUCCCUGAGCCAACUGCUGGGCGUCCCUUUCAGCUGGAUCUCCGUGUCCGCCAGCGCGGCGCGACGUCUGAGUGCCAUGGGCAGCGCGGUGGGUCGUUUGAAACGAACGGCUUCCGCCAUGGUGGGGAGCCAACAAGAUACGUUGACGAUGGGAUGGGUGCAGCCGUUGGAUGCGAAUGCACCGGUGAUGGCGGAGUGCAAGAAGUUGAGAAAGAAAUUGCCUGGGAAAAUUGUGGAUAUGAUCCAGGAAAUGGCCAUGGACCCUCGCUUCAUCGAGGAGAAGACCCAGGAGCCGGGAUUCAUCGAGGAAGACAAGGGCAAUGGCACCUUUGUCCUUACCGAGUCGAGGGAUUACAAGGAGAUUCCACACCCUUCGCUUCCGGGUGAAGCCAAGGCGGGAGGCAACUGCUAUCCCGUGGUGGCGCGCUACCGCAACGGCCUCCGGCGGACUGUGAACUUGGCCUGGGGCACGGACAUCUUCGUGUGUUCCACCGGGCAAUCCUUUGAGGAUCUUGACACGGCCAUGCGGUAUCAGAACGACUACGUGAAGGGCGUAACCAAGGAGGUCUUGGAAGAGAGAUAUCCUGCGCAGUAUCAAAUUGUGGUUCCUGUGGGAAGCGAGGCCGCUGUGGUGACCUCCGCGAGCACCUUGGGCUCCAGCCUGGGGAACAGCCUGGCGGCGGAGCUGGUGCUGCAAGGCGUCAGUGGUGCGGAUGUGGCGUCUCUUUCGGUGCUCAGCGUGUCUUCGGUCUCAGUCUCCUUCGUGUUGCCGGAGACCGUGUCACCUCUGAUCUCCGCCAAUGAAACGGAAAAUGCCACCAUCCUGACAACAACCUUAGAGGCUGUGGUGUCCACACGUACCAGCACUCGGACGAUGACCACGACGACGCGACUUCGAAACAACAGUGACGACAGUGAUGCGGAGGAAGAGGAGCCUACCAUGACUUCCACCAGAUCGACUCAGACGACUCAGACCACCAGCAGAAUGUCUAAUGGCUCGGAUGAUAGCGAUGAACAGGAGUCCACCGUAAGUACCACCUGGACCAUGACCCAUGAAGAGGAGAGGACAUCAACCACCACCCGAAGCACUACCUCCAUGGAUGACGCGGACUUGUCAGAUUGGAACGCCUCUGAAGAAGAAGAGCUGUACAACCUCAGUGUGCCUUUCGAGGGUUGGGGUCGACGUCUCUCAACUUUGUCACCCAACGAGUCGGCCUGGAUUAUGUGCUACAGAACCUACUUCGGCAACGUGUCCAAUGGUACCUUUCAACUGGACUUCCCGGCAGACACAGCAUUGGACAGGUAUACGCACCUCUUGAUCUACACGGCCUCACCACUGGUGGAGCAAACCACACCGGUGGCGCACUUGAUCUAUGACAUGGCUGCCAGUGUCAGCAACAUCACCUACCAGGGCAAGGACCUGGACCUGUAUGAGUUGGGUGGACAGAUCGCGUGGGCGGAACCGAGCUUGAUGGAGCGAGUGGUAGGCUACAACGUCUAUUUGUCCAUCGGCCUUGAUGGCUCUGGCCGAUCGCAGGUGGGUGCUGAAGUGCCGGCAGGGAGCAACGACAUCGCCUUGUUCCCUGAGCAGCCGCGUGGUGCCUUUGACUUCUUCACGGUGUUCACCAGGCGCAUUGGACGUUUGUGGGGGUCCAACCUGGCGGAACAGACGACGCCUGCGUACCUGUCGAUUGAGGAUGAAAGUUCCUACGCCCGCAACAUCAGUUUCAUUGACGAUGACUUGGAUGACGGGGAGAUAGGCGGCUACUUGCUUUGGCGCAUCCCAGAGGAUGACAGUGAGGUCACCCACUACUUGGUCUACCUCUCCGACGACGAAGUUGGUCGCAAUCGCAGCCUGCUGGGCAACGUCACGGUGAAGACUCAUGAAUUCCUGGUUCCUGCGGACACAGAUUUAUCCUCAUACAGGUUCCUGACGGUCUUUGCAAGAUCCUCCCUGGCGGAGCAAACCACGCCCCGUUGGGUCGAAGUGGUGGACACCGUGUCCAGCGUUUCGAACAUUGCCUUCAUUGACAAAGACUUGGACUGGGAGGAACUGGGCGGCAGAGUCUCCUGGUCCCAUCCGCCCAGCCGCAGCCGGGUGGAGUUCUAUGAGCUGUAUUUGGCCAGCGACGCCUCUGGCGCCAACCGGCUGCCAUGGCAUUUGGGCAGCAUCCCCUUCAACGUCUCGGAGGUCUUAUGGCCACCGGAGACUCCCAAGGAGUCCUUCACCCACUUCGUGGUCUACACUCGCUCCUGGUUGGCGGAGCAGACCACGCCAGUGGCCUUUGCCUUUGAAGAUAAGGUGUCGCUGGUGACGGACAUCGAUUUCCCAGACUUCGAUUUGGACCUUGAGGACUUGGGAGGAACCUUGACCUGGCUGCCACCCAACGACACGACGCAAGUGACGCACUACAUGAUCUACUUGGCACAGGCCGAUACAUCACAGGGAUGCUCCAACACGAGCUAUUUGGAGAAGCAGAAUGAGAGCAACGUGUCAGUGGAAUUCUCAGACUGGUGUUUGCUGUCACACUUGGGCAACACCUCAGUGGGUGCCCACAGUCUCUUCAUUCCACCAGACACCAGUGUACCGCCCUUUAGCCACCUGGCAAUCUACACCUUGAGUUCCCUGGUGGAGCAAACAACCCCCAUGGCCCUGCGCUUCUUCGAUGAAGUUGCCAGCGUGUCGGAGAUCAGGUUCACAGAUGAAGACCUGGACCCCAUCGACCUGGGUGGUUGGAUCCACUGGACGCCGCCCUUGGCGCUGCGGCGCGUGGCGUGGUACGUGGUGGACCUGGCAGUGGAUGCGGCGGGGCCCUUGGAAGCGCAGCAACGGUCGCAGAUAGAAUCCAGCGUCGCGGUGGGCACCAACCAACUGCUGGCGCCGCCGGAUACGGAGCCGUUGCACUUCACGCGCUUCGUGGUCUAUACGCAGUCCAGCCUGGUGGAGCAGACUACUCCGGUGGGUUUGAACUUUGUGGACAAAUUUUCACCGGUGCGGAACGUCUCCUUCUGGGACUACGAUCUCGACGAGACGGACCUCUUCGGCGACCUGCUGUGGGAAGCGCCGGAAGACGACGACGUGGUGCGACUUGGCGGCAGCUGCGUUGGCAGGCCUCAGUAUCACAUCUACAUGGCCGAGAACAGUACGGGCAAAGAGCGAUCCCUCCUGGGCAUCGUGCCCAAGGGGGUGCACAAUUUCAGCAUUGCAGCAGAGACGCCCUUGGUGAAUUACACCCACUUCCUGAUCUACACGGCUUCGGCGCUGGCUGAGCAAACCACCCCUGUGGCUUUGCUGAUCUUCGACGCCGUGGCCAGCGUCUCAGAGAUCGUUUUCGAAGAUCGGGACUUGGAUCCUUUGGAGAUCGGCGGCAACGUCUCCUGGAGCGCCCCGCUGCUGGACGACCGGGUGGAGCUCUACCGGGUCUACGUGGCCAACACGGCAACAGGCGUGGGGCGCUAUCAGGUGGGCCCCGACGUGGUGAAGCCGCAGCUGGAGAUGGCCAUCGUUCCCGAGACGCCGCUGCCGCCGCAGCCGUACAUCGUGGUGUACACCCAAUCUGCACUGAUGGAGCAGACUACGCCCGUUUGGCUGGCCAUCACGGAGUCUGAGCUGAGUUUUAAUUUUGCCAAACAGGACAACUUCGCAUCGGUGGCCAAUAUCACCUUCCCAGACUUCGACUUAGACGCAGGCGACUUGGGUGGUGAAGUGUCCUGGGACGCUCCUCAGGACGAUCGUUUGGUGAGCUCUUACAACAUCUACGUUGCCAAGAGUGUGUUGAAUGAUCCCAGUGGCCAAUGCAACUUUGAGGUGGCGGCACCCUUCGUCUCGGUGAUCUCUGGGUUGAAACUUGGCGCUGGAACGGUCCGACUUCCGGCAUCCAAUGCCGCCAUGAAUGGCUCAAGCCGCUGGCUCGCUCAAGCGGCUGAGCCAGGGCCAGGCUUGGCAGCUUCAGAAAUGGUGAUCUCAACGGCUCGCUGUUGA
Messenger RNA from Cladocopium goreaui, 8913 nucleotides. The record is from the annotation of a GenBank genome assembly. NCBI's taxonomy places the organism in Eukaryota, Dinophyceae, Suessiales, Symbiodiniaceae.